Arachis duranensis is the source of this 609-nucleotide messenger RNA. RefSeq names its product protein MAIN-LIKE 2-like. Gene Ontology annotation, biological process: meristem development; meristem maintenance. Bases 1 to 609 code for a protein of 202 amino acids. The transcript is spliced from 3 exons. The record is from RefSeq and is a predicted model, not a curated record. NCBI's taxonomy places the organism in Eukaryota, Viridiplantae, Streptophyta, Magnoliopsida, Fabales, Fabaceae.
AUGUUCUUCUCCGAACUCUUCUUCUUCCCGACCCAAACACGAGUGAUUGAAACAGUGCACAGGCCGCACGAUGAAAAGCGAAGGCAACAAACAGCUACCACUGCCGGUGUAGUGUGGAGUGAAGCCAGCAACAACAAUCAUGGCCUGUGCAAUGCAGGAGAUGAUGAGAUAGAGUGGAGACAAGCAAUCAUUUUUUUGUUUGUGGUCGUUUUGGCUUUUCUUAUGCUUUCUUUGAGUUUCAUCAAAGACAUUAUGGCAUCCUGUUCAGAUAUUAAUAGACUGAACGAGAAAUGGCACAUUGCUGGAGCACUCGACUUUGAGAGAUAUCGACUAUUACUUCCUAGGCGGAGUAGUCACACUAUGUCUCCACCAGAGGUACUUUUGCCAUUUCUCAAGGAGGCUGGUUUUGGGGACGCUAUCCAGCUUAAGGACUUUAUCUUUGACAAUACCUUAAUAUCUGCAUUUGUUGAGAGAUGGAGGCCGGAGACACACACAUUUCAUCUAUCAUGGGGUGAGUGCACGAUCACUUUACAAGAUGUGGCAUAUCAUCUCGGCUUAUGUACUGAUGGCGAGCCUGUUGGGGGGUGCAUGAGAGAUUUCCAAACUUGA